AUGCCAGAGGAGUCGCAGCAAGUUCUGCGGUACCUCCCAGAGAGGGCUGAAUAUGCCGAACUCUGUGACAUCACCCUGACUGCAGAAGGGCAGAACAUACCAGCCCAUGGUGCCGUCAUCGCCCUGCACUCUGGUUUCUUCUGCAAUAUGUUGGCAGAUCUGAGGAGUGGAGAUUGCAAACAUGAAUCUCUAGGAGCUGAUGGAAAGUUGUGUAUAAAGCUGGACGACCACGUGUCUGCUGAAGACACCAGGUUGAUGUUGGCCAUUAUGUAUGGUCAAAUCCUGCAGUUGAAAUCGGCGCAAGAAGCAUGGGCGAUGGUGCAUCUUGGAGACAAGUAUGACGCUGACAUAUUGUUCAGAAUAUCUGAACAUAAAAUGUGCGAGUUGGGGGACUCACUUUACUUCAUGAAGCCCUCAAAAACCACUGCGCUGAGUUCAACCAAAGAGAAUGUGGAAGAUGGGACUGAGAAAUGGCUCGAUGCUGCCAUGUGGCUUGGCCUUGCUGACAGACUGGGCAUGGAAGACCUGCGCACGAAAUGCCAAUGCAUCAUCCUGCAAGACAUCGUUGCCAAUUCCAAAGGCGACCCUGUGAAACCCGAGCUGUUGUUGGCUAUGGCCUCCCUGAACAACCACGGUGCAUCCCCCAAAAGCAUCUGCGACAUAUUUGGCGCUUAUGUCAGG
Messenger RNA from Ostreobium quekettii, 681 nucleotides. The record is from the annotation of a GenBank genome assembly. NCBI's taxonomy places the organism in Eukaryota, Viridiplantae, Chlorophyta, Ulvophyceae, Bryopsidales, Ostreobiaceae.